UGAAAUUAUACAAAACAUUAGAAAUCCUCACAGUUUGUAUAUCUUAUUCCUAAUCUAUGGAGUUUAAAGAAAAAGAGUUUUAGAGACUGCUGUUAACUUAAAUGACAUAGGAAAACUGAAAGGGAGAACUGAAAGUGGGAAAUUCCUAUGAAAUAGAAAGGGGACCAUCCUGUAUAAAUAGGCCAUACUCAUGGAAGAAGGGCAUUCACACUGCAAACUCUCGAAGUCUUUGCUUCAGCACCUAGACAGUAGCAGGCAAGACUUCCUAUUUUCAUCAUGACCGGCAGGUGCAUCCUCCAAAUCGCUCUCUUGGCGUGUUUCUUCACCACCGCGCAUUCCGUGAGCUACAAGUUACUUGGAUUCCAACUAAGAAGCAGCAGUUUGGAGUGUCAGGAGCUCCUGCUGAACUUGAACAGAACCUCUAAAUAUUGCCUCAAGGACAGGAUGAACUUCGAGGUCCCUGAGGAGAUUAAAAAAUCACAGCGGUUCCAGAAGGAGGAAGCCAUAUUGGUCAUCAACGAGAUGUUCCAGAAGAUCUUUAAUAUUUUCAGUAGAAACACCUCUAGCACGGGAUGGAAUGAGACCACUGUUGAGAACCUCCUUGCGACACUCCACUGGCAGAAGGAACACCUGGAAACGAUCCUGGAGGAAAUCAUGGAGGAGGAAAACUUCACCUGGGACAAUACGACCCUUCUGCACCUGAAGAAAUACUACUUAAGGAUCGUGCGGUACCUGAAGGCCAAGGAGUACAGCAUCUGUGCCUGGACAGUAGUCCAAGCAGAAAUCCUCAGGAACUUUUUCUUCCUUGAGAGACUUACAGAUUAUCUCCAAAACUGAAGCUCUCCCAGCCUGUACCUCUGGGAACGGACGAUGCUGGCAAUGGAUUCAGGGAUUCUUCAACUCACAGAGACUCUGUAAGUGACUGGCAGCUAAUGUACUCCAUG
Neofelis nebulosa (Clouded leopard) is the source of this 944-nucleotide messenger RNA. RefSeq names its product interferon beta 1 (gene IFNB1). Gene Ontology annotation, biological process: B cell proliferation; defense response; response to exogenous dsRNA. The record is from RefSeq and is a predicted model, not a curated record. The transcript has a single exon. Gene Ontology annotation, molecular function: type I interferon receptor binding; cytokine activity. Gene Ontology annotation, cellular component: extracellular region. Bases 277 to 837 code for a protein of 186 amino acids. Lineage: Eukaryota; Metazoa; Chordata; Mammalia; Carnivora; Felidae.